AUGGCCGUGUCACAGCUCCUGGCUGGAUGCGGCGUGAGAACAAUCAGCCCACCACCGUGCCAUUUCAAUCCCGACGGUAAUGACGGCGUCGCCGCAGUGAGAGAACUCGGUCCUUUGCGAGGCAGACGGCUCACCUCAGAGAUCAGCUUUGAUGCAUCGCACGGGGAAAACCGUUUUUCUGACUCUGUUUUGAAGGUUUCGGACGUGAGUCUCCGAACAACAUCGGAAAAACUCCCCCUGAUGCAGUUGAAAACGACGUGUUGUAGAAAACCUUCUUGUACUUCGAAGCUUUUUGUCUUUGAAUGA
Xyrichtys novacula (pearly razorfish) is the source of this 306-nucleotide messenger RNA. The record is from the annotation of a GenBank genome assembly. Lineage: Eukaryota; Metazoa; Chordata; Actinopteri; Labriformes; Labridae.